Truncatella angustata is the source of this 2136-nucleotide messenger RNA. RefSeq lists its product as uncharacterized. The transcript is spliced from 4 exons. NCBI's taxonomy places the organism in Eukaryota, Fungi, Ascomycota, Sordariomycetes, Amphisphaeriales, Sporocadaceae. The record is from RefSeq and is a predicted model, not a curated record. The coding region runs from base 101 to 2080 and encodes 659 amino acids.
CCUUGUCAACCCAUUUCCUAAUAUCUAUAACAUUUCCCCGUCCUGCAGUGAUUAAGAAACUUACCACUCCCAUUUCAUAACGUCAAUCACAGGUAUCGUCAUGCCUUCGUUGGUAGGUCGAGCGGAUGAUUCGCCUACGCCUCUUUGUCACAUCGUGACGCCGGUCGGCAUGCUGGGAUAUGGCUUCGAUGAAGACCAGAGCAUUAGCGCAAUUUCCAGGCUGGUGUCCACAGGAAUACCGACCGCCAUCAUCCUCGACUCUGGUUCCACUGAUAGCGGGCCGGACAAGUUGGCUCUGGGCGGCAUGUCAUGUCCGCGGACAUCGUAUGCGAGAGACCUUGCGAAACUCAUCGGACUAGUCAUGAGAUUCCAAGUCCCACUCAUAUUCAGCUCCGCGGGAGGAGAUGGUAGCGAUGAUCACGUGAAGGAAAUGCUAGAUAUCAUUGCUGAGAUUGUAAAUCGAGAUGAAUAUAGUGAUACCCAGUUCAAGACGAUAGCGAUCUUCUCUGGCGUCGACAAAGCGGUAGUGAAAAGCCGGCUUAGAGAAGGGGCAAUCACUGGAUGUGGAAAAUUCGUCCCUCAGUUGACAGAAGAGGCAAUCGAUCAAUCGGCCCGCAUCGUUGCUCAACUCGGGCCAGAACCUUUCAUUGAUGCUAUGAUAGCCAAUCCAGAUUUUGACAUCAUUGUCGGGGGCAGAGCAUACGACCCAUCACCAUAUAUUGCAUUUGCUGCUUUCCAUGCACAGACACAUCUGAAAGAUGCUUCGCAGGAGAAGAAAGAGCAAUUGUUCGGUGCAUACACGCAUAUGGGCAAGAUCAUGGAAUGCGGUGGGCAAUGUGCGAAGCCUAAAAGUGCAGGUGCGAUAAGCACAAUUUACAGCAACGGCGAGUUCGACGUCUCGCCUCUGGACCCGGAGGCCGCGUGCACACCAUUAUCCGUGGCGGCACAUACACUAUACGAGAAGUCCAGGCCCGAUAUCCUGCACGGUCCUGGAGGAUAUAUGGACUUGACAAAGUCAGGCUAUUCGCAAUUGAGCGAUGGUAGAAGUAUCAGAGUCUCCGGUAGCUCUUUUCAUUUCUCGCGAGACGAAGGGCUCCCGUACACAUGGAAGCUCGAGGCAGCCAGAGUGAUAGGAUAUCGCACCAUAUUCAUCGGAAGUAUCAAAGACCCAAUAAUGAUAGCACAGCUGGAUACUAUCCUUUCAAGGAUCAAGGAAUACGUUGCAUCGCAACAUACCAGGGACUCCGGGCUGUGGAAUCUUGAUUUUCACGUGCAUGGAAGAGAUACGGAAGAGAUAUUCCUGGUCGGGGAGUCGUUGGCCAAUUCGCAAAGACUAGCGACGUCUGUCGCUUCUACUGCAAGAGUUGCGACUAUACACGGCUCAUAUCCUGGUCAAAAGGCGACUUCGGGCAACUUCGCAUUCGGUAUCGGUGGGAAGCUCGAGAUUGAGAUGGGUUCGUGUUCAGAAUUCUCGAUAUAUCACCUGAUGAAUCUUGAAAACGGCGAAGAACGACUCCAUCGAACAAGCACCUUGGUCUCGGGGAAUGAAAAUGGUGUUUCCGGUGAGAAGCUCGGUAUACGGCACAAUGUAUCCACCAUUGGCCACAGCAAGUCGGCAUCGACCACAAAAGCAGUGCAGGCUUCCAGGCUUAAUUCAAGAAGCUUCGAACGACUGCCAGUCUCCAAGUCAGAUGUUGCCGUAUUAUACAAGCCACCACCGAAUCCUAGCAAACUUGGCGAUUUGGCAGCCGUGCUUCGAUCGAAAAACUCUGGCCCGUACGAGGUGACAUUUGAUAUCAUGUUCGGAUCAGCAGAUGUAUACUCUGCGGUGAAGGAGUCUGGGAUGCUGAGCCUAGGUGCGUUAGCGAGCGCUUUCGGUCUACCGGAAGAGCAGGUCGUGUGGUGCGGCUUUUUCGAACCAGCGCUUGCUUUCAAAGUCACCGUACCAAGGAUUCGUAAUGGGCAAACAGUACCUGCCGGUGGCUUCAUGGAGAAUGAUGUGCAUGGGUCACAGCAGUAUCUCCCCCUAUCUAACAUGGAACUGCCGACAGGGUUACUCUCCAAACUACGGUGUGCUUGAUGAACAAGGCUGAGCAGCUAAGCAUAUUCAGAUCGGCAUGUCUAUUACCCUAGCUU